UUUUUUUUGGUCCCAGGAUCUGAAAAUGCCUGUGAAAAGACUUCAUUUAUGUUUCUGCGACAAGAGCUGCCUGUAAGAUUAGCAAACAUAAUGAAGGAAAUAAGCCUGCUUCCAGACAAUCUUCUCAGAACACCUUCAGUUCAGCUGGUGCAGAGUUGGUAUGUCCAAAGUCUUCAGGAGAUCCUUGACUUUAAAGACAAAAGUUCAGAAGAUUUGGGGGCUAUUCACAGUUUUACAGAUACCGUGAUAAAAAUACGCAAUCGGCACAAUGAUGUAAUUCCUACUAUGGCUCAAGGAGUAAUAGAAUACAAGGAAAGCUUUGGCAUUGAUCCAGUGACCUCACAGAAUGUGCAGUAUUUUUUAGACCGUUUCUACAUGAGUCGCAUUUCAAUUAGAAUGCUCCUUAAUCAACACUCUUUACUGUUUGGUGGAAAAAUUAAUCCAGCUCAUCCAAAACACAUUGGAAGCAUUGAUCCUAGCUGCAAUGUUGUUGGAGUUAUUAGAGACGGCUAUGAAAGUGCCAAGAGUCUUUGUGAUUUAUAUUACAUGAGCUCUCCAGAACUUGUCCUUGAAGAGUUGAAUAUUAAAUCACCAGGACAGCCCAUGCAAGUGGUGUAUGUACCAUCCCACCUCUAUCACAUGGUUUUCGAACUUUUCAAGAACGCAAUGAGAGCCACCAUGGAACAUAACGCUGAUCGAUGCAUUUAUCCUCCAAUUCAUGUACAUGUCACCUUGGGAAACGAGGAUUUAACUGUUAAGAUGAGUGAUCGUGGUGGAGGUGUUCCUAUGAGGAAAAUUGACAGACUAUUCAACUAUAUGUAUUCAACAGCACCGCGUCCACGUGUUGAGACAUCUCGAGCUACACCUUUGGCUGGAUUUGGUUAUGGCUUGCCCAUAUCACGCCUGUAUGCACAAUACUUCCAAGGAGACCUGAAACUGUAUUCUUUAGAAGGUUAUGGCACAGAUGCAGUUAUUUACAUAAAGGCCUUAUCAACAGAAUCAGUCGAAAGACUCCCUGUGUACAAUAAAGCAGCCUGGAAACAUUAUAAAGCAAACCAUGAAGCAGAUGACUGGUGUGUGCCAAGCAGUGAGCCAAAGGACAUGACUACUUUUCGCAGUACAUAGCUUUUUGCUCAACAGUUCCUAAGGUGUAUGUAUGUCACGUGAAGGGAAUUUAAAAGUCCCUGGUUUAUAUCAAGAUGCUGAGCCACGUUUGAUCUGUGAAAAUCAUUCUAAAGGGAAUAACAAAGCUUAAAUCUACUACUUUCUUUCCUGGAAUUUAAGAAAAAAAGUAAUAAGCUGUUCAUACUUUUUACAAAGGUCAUGCUUAAUUUGUUCCACCUUCUAUUAAUGACUACGUUCUGUAGUUAAAUCAAGGGAGCAUUACUUUCAAGUUUUAUAGAGACCAAUGUAACCUAUUUCAUAUCUACUGAGAAAUGUAUUAGGUCAUAUGAUUACAACAUUUUUUUUAGUGGAACUAUUGAAAAAGCUUGCCAGAGUAUUUUUCCAUUAUGCAGUGUUAGAAGAUUAAUGAAUCAUUCAUUUAAUAAACAUUAAGGAGCUUGUUGCUGUACCUUUGCACCUGUAUGGAGCUUUCUGUUUCUUGAUUUUAAAUAUGCUGAAGCCUAAUUUUGCAAAGUUAGAAAUGUUAUCUAUACACUAAACAUUUUUUUCCACAGCUUUAGAAACCACACAUAGGUCUUUAGGAAUAAUAGUUUAAAAAAAAAGUCAGUUCUAGCUGCUACCACUGGUAUAAUGUAUCUCAGGUCAGUGGUAUCAGUAGUAUUUCUUUGGUGGUAAUGUGAAUAUUUAAUGUGUGAUAAACUUACCUUUCCUUGAUUAUUGUGAAUUAGUAAGUAGCGUUUGCUUGUGUACAGUAAAGGUUUGCUGUCUUACAUUUGCUUAUAUUUCUAUAGGUAAUAUCAAACCACAGUAUCAGUGUUCUAGCCCUAGUGAGAUCUCAGACUCUGAGGUAUGUCAGGUUACAGCUGUAAAUUAAAAAUAUUUUUUAAUAAACAUUUUUUAAACGUUA
Meleagris gallopavo (turkey) is the source of this 2032-nucleotide messenger RNA. Lineage: Eukaryota; Metazoa; Chordata; Aves; Galliformes; Phasianidae. The record is from RefSeq and is a predicted model, not a curated record.